Molecule: messenger RNA, 1349 nt
Organism: Coffea eugenioides
Lineage: Eukaryota; Viridiplantae; Streptophyta; Magnoliopsida; Gentianales; Rubiaceae
Product: probable xyloglucan endotransglucosylase/hydrolase protein 30
Exons: 4
Coding region: 108-1217 (369 amino acids)
Biological process (GO): cell wall biogenesis; xyloglucan metabolic process
Cellular component (GO): cell wall; apoplast
Molecular function (GO): hydrolase activity, hydrolyzing O-glycosyl compounds; xyloglucan:xyloglucosyl transferase activity
Source: RefSeq, a predicted model, not a curated record
ACAAAUAAUUCCCCUCCAGUAACCGCCCAAAAUAAUAGUAUCCAUACCAAUUCUCCUCUAUUUAUCUCUUUCUCUGACAUCUUGGGAAAUAUAUAUACAACCUAUUCAUGCACGGCGUUUCCAGACAAAACAGUUUGAUCAGAACACAAAAAACUUUUGAUCAUUCAUACCAGAGACAGAUGGACAAGUUCCACUUUCUUUGUACAAAGUUACCAUUUCUGAUCCUUCUCUUUCUUCACCUAUUGUGUCCAGCCAACGCUGCUUUGAACAACAUCGCAACUGUUCCAUUCGGCAAAGGAUUCAGUCCGCUUUGGGGCGAACCAAACAUCAAACGAUCAGCAGAUGACAAAACCGUCCAGCUUCAUCUCAAUCAGUACACAGGUUCUGGGUUCAAAUCAUCUGAUCUCUAUAGCCAUGGAUUCUUCAGUGCAAAAAUGAAGUUGCCAUCAGACUAUACUGCAGGCGUCGUCGUAGCAUUUUAUACUACAAAUGGAGAUGUAUUUAAGAGGACGCACGAUGAAUUAGAUUUUGAGUUUUUAGGAAAUAUUCGAGGAAAGGCGUGGCGGUUUCAGACAAAUAUGUAUGGCAAUGGAAGUACCAGCAGAGGAAGAGAAGAACGAUAUUACUUGUGGUUUGACCCUUCAAGGGAAUUUCAUCGAUAUAGCAUCUUAUGGACCACCAAGAAGAUCAUAUUCUACAUCGAUAAUGUUCCAAUUCGGGAGAUGAUACGCAACCAAGAAAUGGGAGCAGAUUAUCCAUCAAAGCCUAUGGCUUUGUAUGCAACCAUUUGGGAUGCUUCAGAUUGGGCAACUUCUGGAGGCCGAUACAAGACUAACUAUAAAUAUGCUCCAUUUAUAGCUGAAUUCACUGAUCUUGCUCUUCAUGGAUGUGCGGCGGACCCUCUUGAAGAGAUUUUCAGCAGCAGCUGCACCGAGCAAGAUGAUCAACUAGACAGUGCAAGUUAUGCUAGUAUAAGUCCCAAGCAAAGGAUGGCCAUGAAGAAUUUUAGGCAUAAGCAUAUGUAUUACUCGUAUUGCUAUGAUACUUUGAGGUAUUCUGUUCCUCCACCGGAAUGCUUGAUCGAUCCAUCGGAAAAACUAAGGUUCAAGGAAACUGGGAGGUUGAAGUUUGAAGAAAGGCACAGACACCGUAGGUCAAAGAGAUCAAGAAGCCAGGAUAUAGGUGCUAGGAAUUAUGGGAACCAAGAUGAAGAUUAAUUAUUGUGAUUCUUUUGGAAUUGGAUUGUUGUGAGCAUAUACUUAUAAAAAUAUUGUGGUUUUGCGUGGUUAGAGGAUUUAGGAGGAAAAAUGAUUGAUAUGUCUAUAAAUAAUUUUGUUUGGAUUGAUGUU